GAUAUUACCUGUAGAUCUUUUAUAAUUAUGUAUUUUCCUUGAGUAACAUUAUUGUAAUGCUUGGCAAAAAUACAUUAGGGUUUACUUGUAAAUAACUACUGUACAAAAGCAUCACCAGAUCAACAGUUACGUUGUGGAAUUGGAAUAGCAGUCACACAGAGAAAAGAAUAAACACACACUGCAGCCCACACAGCUGCAUCCAAUGGAGGUCUGGCUACAUGUAAUAUGGGUAUGUUUUACUAAUGAGCUGAUUGUUUUCUGACAUAUUUAGCUUGCUGGACUGUUUUCUAUAUUUUGUUUUGAAUUAGUUUGCGUCCUGCUUUUUUUUUACUUUACUUUUUUUUACUUAAUCCUUGGAUUAAAAUCUCUUACUGCUUUAUCUUAGAAACUCAUUUAUUUAAUUAAAAAUCAAAAGAUUUGUUUUAAGACAAGAACAACAGAUUUUUUCCCCUGGGGCAGUUUUUCCAGAAAACAAGCUUUCGACUGUUGCAAUGGAGAUUGUUUGUUUUAAGUAAGCAGCUCAUUAAUGUGGGAUGAUAACUUUACAGUAAAAAUACUAGGUGAGGUAACCUUGCCUUUUGCUGAAUAUUUGUCUCAGCAGCGUCUCAGAGCAAUGACUGUGUCUCACCGCCAGGGGGAGUGUUAAAGCAGAAAGUAUGAACAGUGGGAGGGAAGAGCUGAUUUGCAUGAGAAGAGCUUUUCAGGCCAAUGGCCAGACUGGAGAGAGGGAAUAUCAGGAUCCAGCAGGAAGCGAUGUGUCAGGUUACUCACUCCUCUCCUCGGGCUAGAAAGAGCAGGAGAUCAAGGGAGAAAGAGGAGGAGAGGCUAGAAGUAAAUGGGCCAAGCAGCCUUUUCAUUUUUGCUGUGUGAGAUCACUCUGUGCAGAAUGUGUUGGAAUCUGCUUCACUCCUGAAAACAAGACAGAGCACGAUAGAAGAAGAGACAGAGGUAAAGAAGGGAAACGGGAAGGAAAGGAAGGAGGCUGAAGGAGGAGACUUGGACGACUUUGGGGAUUUUUGGGAUCUUCUCUUUGAACAGGAUCUAGUUGGCAAAGAGUCACACGGGCUGAGCUACAGACUCAGAGUCACCAGGCCACCUCACUGCAGCAGGGACACAAUGAACUAUCUGAACGUUUUGGCCAAGGCGCUGUUUGACAAUGUGGCAGAGUCUCCAGAUGAGCUGUCCUUUCGCAAAGGUGACAUCAUGACAGUGUUGGAGCGAGACACCCAGGGCCUGGACGGCUGGUGGCUCUGCUCCCUUCACGGUCGCCAAGGCAUCGUCCCCGGCAACCGUCUGAAGAUCUUGGUCGGCAUGUACGACAACAAGCAGCAGGUCACGCCUUCCAGCCCAGAUCCAGCUGCUUCCUGUCCUGCAUCGCACCCGUCUCACAGCAUCUACACCAAACCAACAGCUUCUAUGCCAUCCACCGUUGCUACUUCUUCAUCUGGAUUUGCAAACAAACCCCUUUCCUCAGCUCAGUAUACGUCUAUGCACCAAGCAUACUCCAUCCCCAGCCCUGCACAGCCCAACUCCGACUCUGUAUAUAUGAUGCCCCCCUCCCAUGGACCCAAGUCAAGUCCCCAGAGUAUGUACCAAGUCCCUGCUGGCCCCGGUGCCCCCCCCCAACAGUCCCAGCCAGCACCCCCCAGCAAAGCUAUAGCUCUAUCCCAGAGACAGUACCAGCUGCCUGCGCAGGACAUCUACCAGGUGCCCCCCUCUAUAGGACCAGGACCAGUCCAGGGCCUGACCCCAGCCGUGAGCGCAGGGGUUGGGCAGGAUGUGUACCAGGUGCCCCCCUCCCUGGAUAAGAGAGGCAACAAACCAACGGGCAAGGUUGUUGUCCCGACUCGGGUUGGACAGAUCUACGUGUACGACCCUGUGAAGUCAGACCAAGAUGAGUAUGAUGUCCCACCCAGACAUCAGCCGUCCACUCAACAAGACAUAUAUGAUGUGCCCCCCACCCGCCAGCAGUACAGCACUCAGGUGUAUGACACUCCACCGAUGGUGGUGAAGGGGCCCUCUAGUGGCCAGGAGCUAUAUAACACGCCAGCAGCCACAGACAAGAACAUGCAGCAGACGAUAUAUGACUUCCCUCCAUCUGUUAGUAAAGACGUCCCUGAUGCUCAUCCCGUCAGAGAGGAGACUUAUGACGUACCACCACACUUUGUCAAAAUCAAGCCAAAAGUUUCUCCCCAGUUUCAGCACAACAACAACGUUUCGGACGACGAGCUGCCCAUUCCAGAGGACGUGUACGACGUCCCGCCCCCGAUCCUGACUGACAAGCAUUAUCAUGCCGACAGGGGCGGCGCCAUCCAGGCCCCUCAGGACAUAUAUGACAUCCCUGCCAGCCUGCGGCGUGGGGGUCACCCAGCUCAAGACAUAUACGACUUCCCCCGGGAGCGAGAGGACAGAGGAGGAGAAAGUGGAGACCACAAUGUAUACGAUGUCCCCCCACAGGUGGUGCGUGAUGCCCAGUCCACCAACGAGGAACUCAGCAUGUCCUUCAAGCGUCUGUCUGCCUCGAGCACAGGAAGCACACGGAGCAACCACUCUGCUUCAUCCUUAGACAUGGUUCCUGUCCGUGACUCCUCUUCGUCCUCCACGCUUCCAAAUCCAGGCUCCACUUCAGGCAAACCCCUCCUUCUGGACCUGGAGCAGGCAAUGGAGCGUCUGUCUCGCCUCCAGCAGGCGGUCGAGUCCAGCGUUUCUCUCAUGAUGUCCUACAUCACUGGUAACUGGAGAAGUCCUGCUCACUUAGAGGGGAACCUGCCUGCCAUUCAUCAGGCGGCUGACCGCGUGCGCACCACUGUCCGUGAUCUCUUAGAAUUCGCCCGUGGCGCUGUGGCCAACGCUGCUCAGGCAACAGACCGCACUCUGCACACCAAGCUGGGCCGUCAGGUGGGGAAAAUGGAGGAGGUCUUUCAGAGUCUGAUUCGACACAGUCAAAGCUUAGACACCAUUUCCUGGUCACAUGCUGCGCUCGCAGCUCCGCUGGCCGGGGGGGACGACUUGGAUCGACUGAUUAUGACAGCCCGUGGUAUCCCAGACGAUGCUAAGCAGCUGGCGUCCUUUCUCCAUGGUAACGCCUCACUCCUCUUCAAACGGACCAACCGGCAGCAGCAGCUGCCACUUCCUCCGUUGCCAGGGGAGAUCAGCGGACAGGUGACGGGAUCAGGAAGCGGGACUUAUCAGGGAGGGGAGAAGGUGAGCAUCCAGUCGCGUCCCCUUCCCUCCCCACCGAAGUUUACAGCUGCAGAGGAAGAGGAGGGAGUGGACAGGCCCUAUGAGGCCACAGAGGAAGGCUGGAUGGAGGACUACGAUUAUGUGCAUCUACAGGGGAAGGAGGAGUUUGAGAAGAACCAAAGACAGCUGUUAGAAAAAGGCAACAUCACCCGACACAACAAGGAGCAACUGGAACAGCAACAGAUCAAGCAGUUUGAGCGGCUGGAGCAGGAAGUGAGCCAGCCCAUUAACAAUGACAUGACGGGCUGGUCCCCAUCCCCACACCACCCAUUGGCCAAACAGCUGUCGCACAACGGUUCCGGUGGACCCUCCAAACUGUGCCAUGGCGACAGGCAGCUCCUCCUUUUUUACCAGGAGCAGUGUGAGCAGAAUGUCACCACAGUAACCAACGCUAUCGAUGCUUUUUUUACUUCGGUCAACUCCAACCAACCGCCCAAGAUCUUCGUGGCGCACAGCAAGUUCGUCAUCCUCAGCGCGCACAAGUUGGUGUUUAUUGGGGACACGUUGUCGCGCCAGGCCAAAUCUCCUGAAGUGAGGACGCGCGUGGCCCAGGGCAGCAACACCCUUUGUGAAAAACUCAAAGACAUUGUUAUAAGCACGAAAACAGCAGCUCUCCAGUAUCCGUCCCCUGGGGCAGCCAGGGAGAUGACUGAGCGGGUGAAGGAGCUGGCAGGGUGCACACAGCAGUUCAAGAUGGUGCUGGGACAGCUGCUGGUCAUGUAGUGGCGAUACAGAGUGCAAGGAAACACAUGUGGUCUUGGAUCCUGGGGGUCUGGGACCUUGUCUGACCUCACAUCCAUCCUCCACUGCCUCUCAACCUUCCCUCUCAUGUGCUUCAUUCUUGACUCGAACUAAAAGGAAUCAGUGGGCUGGGCCAAUAGUUGUAAAAUAAUCAUUGUAAAUAUUUAAGUUACAUAUUUAGUCAGAAAAUCAUAAUGAAAAAUCACUAACAAUCUUUUACCACACACGCACCCAUACACACACACACACACACACACACACACACACACACACACAUAUAUAUAUAUAUAUAUAUAUGGCAUUUUUGUUUUUCUAUAGUUUGUAGACCAUAUCAAUCAUAAUGCUACUGUAUAAUUAUGACUCUCGAGCCUUGUGUCAUUUUUGCUCUGGACAUGUAAAUUACAGAUGAUAUGUAUGGCUGUAUGUUGUAGUAUGUCUCUGCUUUCCUUCAUACCACACCCUCUCCCAAAACCACACUGGUGCACACACCUGAACCUUAUCUUACAGCUUUAUACUGUACAUCGCCAUGUUGCCUCUGUGUCACCAACUGUAGCCCCAUAUCGAUUCAGUCGUUCUUACAUAUGAUCUCUGUGUCAUCGUUUCUUUUGGAUGAAAAAUAUCUAUAGGUUUUUUGUAUAAGGCAUGUGUUUGGAAAACGAUCUGUAAAAUGUUACAGACACCAAAUGAAAUUAAAUCUAGUCUUCUCUUGUCUGAUG
This is a messenger RNA of Betta splendens (Siamese fighting fish), 4700 nucleotides long. It is a transcript of the gene bcar1, whose product is annotated as BCAR1 scaffold protein, Cas family member. The record is from RefSeq and is a predicted model, not a curated record. The coding region runs from base 1117 to 3966 and encodes 949 amino acids. Gene Ontology annotation, biological process: cell migration; cell surface receptor protein tyrosine kinase signaling pathway. Lineage: Eukaryota; Metazoa; Chordata; Actinopteri; Anabantiformes; Osphronemidae. The transcript has 8 exons. Gene Ontology annotation, cellular component: cytoplasm; focal adhesion; plasma membrane. Gene Ontology annotation, molecular function: protein binding.